ACAUGAGCUCUUCUCACUUAAAUAGCAGGGCUGAGAGCCACUUUCCAGCCUCCGAGGAGCAUGAACUGGAAGCAGUGGGGAAGAAAGCUUGGGAUAAUCCUGUUUACAAUGGCUCUCCCUCAACCUCCUUGAAGAUCCGAGCCAUUUACAACCCCAAGUCCAUUCUGGAGAAUCCCUAUGAGAACUUUGAUGAGAUGGGAGACCCACUGCCCUGCCAGGAGCAGCAGAACAAGGCUGUGGAUGGGAAGACAAGUCCUUUCCCCAAAUGCUGCUUCUACAUCUUCAGAGGCAUCCGAGGUCUGUGGGGUACUACACUGACCGAAAACACAGCUGAAAACCGAGAGCUCUAUGUAAAGACGACUCUGCGCGAGCUGCUGGUCUACAUUGUGUUCUUGGUGGAUAUCUGUCUAUUGACAUAUGGAAUGACAAGUUCCAAUGCCUAUUACUACACAAAAGUGAUGUCCGAGCUCUUCUUGCAGACCUCUUCAGACAGCAGCAUUUCCUUCCAGUCCAUCAGCAGCAUGGCUGAUUUUUGGGUGUAUACACAAGGCCCCCUUCUGAAUAAUCUUUACUGGACCAAGUGGUACAACAACGAGUCCCUAGCAGCUCACAGCACCCAGUCAUACAUCUAUUAUGAGAACCUGCUGCUGGGCGUCCCGCGUGUGCGGCAGCUGAAGGUAAAGAACAAUUCUUGUGUGGUCCAUGAUGACUUCAAGGAGGAAAUCUCAGGCUGCUAUGAUGUAUACUCAGAAGAAAAGGAGGAAAGAGUCUCUUUUGGACUUAUCAAUGGAACAGCGUGGAGGUACCAUUCUGAGGAGGAGUUGGGUGGCUCAUCUCACUGGGGAAGACUAACCAGCUAUAGUGGGGGAGGAUACUACAUAGACCUCAAGUUGACCAGAGAAGAGAGUGCUGAAGCCCUGAAGGUCUUGAAAGAGAAGUUGUGGCUGGAUCGGGGGACACGUGUUGUCUUCAUUGAUUUCUCAGUGUAUAAUGCAAAUAUCAAUCUCUUCUGUGUUCUCAGGUUAGUGGUUGAGUUUCCAGCCACUGGUGGUGCCAUUCCCUCCUGGCAAAUCCGGACAGUCAAGCUUAUUCGAUAUGUCAGCACAUGGGACUUCUUCAUUGUUGCCUGUGAAAUUGUCUUCUGUGUCUUCAUCUUCUACUAUGUGGUAGAGGAGAUCCUGGAACUGCGGAUCCAUAAACUUCAGUAUUUCAGCAGCAUCUGGAACAUCCUGGAUGUGGUUGUCAUUCUGCUCUCCAUUGUUGCUAUUGGGUUUCACAUCUUUCGCACCAUCGAGGUGAACAGACUGAUGGGAGAGCUGCUGAAACACCCGGACACCUAUGCAGACUUCGAGUUCCUGGCAUUCUGGCAGACACAGUACAACAAUAUGAAUGCAGUCAACUUAUUUUUUGCCUGGAUCAAGAUAUUCAAGUAUAUUAGCUUUAAUAAAACAAUGACCCAACUGUCCUCCACACUGGCACGCUGUGCUAAGGACAUCCUGGGCUUUGCCAUUAUGUUCUUCAUUGUCUUCUUUGCCUAUGCCCAGCUGGGUUACCUUCUUUUUGGAACACAAGUGGAAAACUUCAGUACCUUUGUCAAAUGCAUCUUCACCCAAUUUCGGAUCAUUCUUGGUGACUUUGACUACAAUUCCAUUGACAAUGCCAACAGGGUCCUUGGGCCUAUUUAUUUCGUCACUUAUGUGUUUUUUGUUUUCUUUGUGCUCCUGAAUAUGUUUUUGGCCAUCAUCAAUGACACCUACUCAGAAGUCAAAGAGGAGCUCUCAAGCCAGAAGGAUGAGCUACAGCUCUCAGACAUCUUGAAGCAGAGUUACAACCGGACACUGAUGAGGCUGAAACUGAAGAAGGAAAGAAUUUCUGAUGUACAGAAAGCACUGCAGAAUGGAACAAAAGAACUGGACUUUGAGGACUUCAAGAACAACUUGAAGAAACUAGGCCAUACAGACAAAGAGAUCACAGCAACCUUCUCCAGGUUUGACAAAGAUGGCAACCAGAUUCUUGAUGAAGAGGAGCAGCAGCAGAUGAAGCAUGACUUGGAGGAAAAAAGGGUUGCUUUGAAUACGGAGAUUGAAAACCUGGGGAAAUCCUAUGAUGGCAACAACUUGGAUGAGAAUCUGGCCUACCUGGAAGCAAAGACUAACCAUGCCAAUAAGGCCAGCUGGGUCUCCAAAGAAGAGUUGCAAGUACUCCUGCAACGUGUGCUGCAACUGGAACAGUCCAUCAACAGCAUCAGCUCCAAGAUCGAUGCGGUGGUGAGAAAACUAGAGGUGCUGGAGAUAAACAAGCUAAAGUGGAAGGACUUGAUAGGCAAAUCUUUGGAUAACGCUAGUAAGGAGGAAGAAUCCAGUCAGGAAGAACUGGUCCACCAGAACCCACAUGAGCUAGGAAAAGGAGAACCAGAAGGCUGGGGAACGGAGUGUUUACGAAGAAACAGCUUGAGUGGCAGCUCUGCACAAAAUGGGAUCUGUCCCAGCUUGUCCAGGUCAAAUUUACCAGGGUCUUGGGUGCCCAAGAACACCUGGCCUCAGUCUGUGCACUUCUAGCAAACAGCCCAGUACUUCCAUUCCGGCUCCCAAGGUACUAAGUCAAUGUCUGUGGUUUCCCUGCAAUU
This is a messenger RNA of Tinamus guttatus (white-throated tinamou), 2626 nucleotides long. NCBI's taxonomy places the organism in Eukaryota, Metazoa, Chordata, Aves, Tinamiformes, Tinamidae. The record is from RefSeq and is a predicted model, not a curated record.